Molecule: messenger RNA, 988 nt
Organism: Hippocampus zosterae (dwarf seahorse)
Lineage: Eukaryota; Metazoa; Chordata; Actinopteri; Syngnathiformes; Syngnathidae
Gene: iyd
Product: iodotyrosine deiodinase
Exons: 5
Coding region: 71-946 (291 amino acids)
Molecular function (GO): oxidoreductase activity
Source: RefSeq, a predicted model, not a curated record
ACGUUCAGGUGACGUCAAUUGCGGAGAAGCGUCUUUGUGAGCAGCCCGGCCUCCUCUCCUCUGUCCAGUCAUGCUCGACAUACCCGUGCUCACGGCGGCCCUGGCGCUGGUGCUGUGCCUGGCGAUGGGCUUCCUGGUAGCGAGGGGCCAUCUGACCAAGACCGCCGCCGACCGUCGUGGGGGACCAACCCGACCGUGGGUGGACCAGGACCUGCAGGAUGACAGUGAGGCCGCGUCAAAAGAGCACGAAUACGACGAGUGGGGUGACUCCGACAUGGGUGAAAAUGUCACUUUCGUGCCUUACUCGCUUGAGCGCCUGCCCGAGGAGCAGAUGGUGCGCACAUCUCAGCGCUUCUACGAGUCGAUGAACCGGCGCAGGUCGGUCCGCUUCAUCAGCCCCGAGCCCGUGCCGUGGGAAGUCAUCGAAAAUGUCGUACGCACCGCAGGUACUGCACCAAGCGGCGCGCACACCGAACCCUGGACCUUCGUGGCGGUCUCCGACCCGGACAUAAAGCACCGCAUCCGACUGAUCGUGGAGGAAGAAGAGGAGGUCAACUACCGGCAGCGCAUGGGCGCCAAGUGGGUCGAAGAUUUGGCCGCAUUCAGGACCAACUGGAUCAAGGAGUACUUGGACGUCGCCCCGUACCUCAUCCUCAUCUUUAAACAGACGUACGGAACCCUAGCGGACAACAAGAAAAGGACACACUACUACAACGAGAUCAGCGUGUCCAUCGCCUGCGGCAUCCUUCUGGCCGCACUGCAGAACGUGGGUCUGGUCACCGUGACGUCGACGCCGCUCAACUGCGGCCCAAAGCUCAGGAAGCUGCUCGAGCGUCCGGCCAAUGAGAAGCUGCUCCUGCUCCUUCCCGUCGGCUACCCUGCCAAAGACGCCACCGUGCCCGACCUCAAACGCAAACCGCUGCAUGACAUCCUGCUGCGCAUCUAAGCGGCGACAUCCCAAGAGCAAAUUAAAGAUUUAUGAACAACA